This is a messenger RNA of Nematolebias whitei (Rio pearlfish), 2239 nucleotides long. It is a transcript of the gene mgat5, whose product is annotated as alpha-1,6-mannosylglycoprotein 6-beta-N-acetylglucosaminyltransferase. Lineage: Eukaryota; Metazoa; Chordata; Actinopteri; Cyprinodontiformes; Rivulidae. The record is from RefSeq and is a predicted model, not a curated record. Gene Ontology annotation, biological process: protein N-linked glycosylation. Gene Ontology annotation, molecular function: alpha-1,6-mannosylglycoprotein 6-beta-N-acetylglucosaminyltransferase activity. Gene Ontology annotation, cellular component: Golgi apparatus.
CGCGGUGGGUAACACUCAGACGGUCCCUGGCUGUGGGCAGAACCGAACCAGAGUCCUGCGUGGAUCCCGAGCUCGGUCCGCUCCCACACACCGACCACAGUCCACGGAUCGUCGCGGGGCUCGGAGGCUCUCUGCCGCCGCCUAACGCCACCGACCGACCGGCUGCCGAGGGGAGACGUUACAAAGACUUGAAGAAGACCCUGGCGGUGCUGCUGGACAACAUCAUGCUCAGGCUCGGCAAGCUCGAGUCCAAGGUGGAGAACAUCUACAACGGCACGGGAAGUAACCUGACCAAUGGCACCGUCUCGCCGAGCUCCGGAAACCCAGAAAAAGUGAACGUGGCAGAUCUUCUAAACGGAGCCCAGGAGAAGUGCGAGCUGCCAUCGUUGGACGGUUUUCCUCACUGCGAGAGUAAAAUCAAGUGGAUGAAGGAGAUGUGGCGCUCGGACUCCUGCUACUCCAACUACGGCGUGGAUGGCUCCUCCUGCUCCUUCUUCAUCUACCUCAGCGAGGUGGAGAACUGGUGUCCCCGCCUGCCCUGGAGGAUGAAGCUCCUGAACGAUGAGAAGGACCUGAGUGGACAGGCCGAGAUCCGGACCAGUUUCGAGGGGCUUUACCGCUCGAUGUCGCAGCGGGAGGAGUUUCGCUGGAUGAUGCUGAGGAUCAAACGCAUGGCCGAGCCGUGGGUCGGCGCCAUCCGUUCGCUGGCUGCCAAGCAGAACCUGACCAAGCGGCGGAGGAAGAAGGUCCUGGUUCACUUGGGCCUCCUCACCAAGGAGUCGGGCUUCAAGAUCGCAGAGAACGCCUUCAGCGGCGGUCCGUUGGGGGAGUUGGUCCAGUGGAGCGACCUCAUCACGACGCUGUACCUCCUGGGCCAUGACGUCCGAAUCUCUGCUUCGCUUGCCGAGCUCAAAGAGAUCAUGCGUAAAGUGAUGGGGAACAAAUCCAGCUGCCCCACUCAAGGAGAUAAGAUUGUGGAGCUCAUCUACAUCGAUAUUGUGGGCCUGACCCAGUUUAAAAAGACCCUGGGCCCGUCCUGGGUCCACUACCAGUGCAUGUUGCGGGUGCUGGAUUCCUUUGGGACGGAGCCAGAGUUCAACCACGCCCACUACGCCCAGUCCAAGGGCCACAAGACGCCGUGGGGGAAGUGGAACCUCAACCCACAGCAGUUCAACACCAUGUUCCCUCACACCCCCGACAACAGCUUCCUGGGCUUCGUGGUGGAGCAGCACCUGAACGCCAGUGAUAUCAAACACAUCGACGAUAUCAAGAGGCAGAACCAGUCGCUCGUCUACGGCAAAGUUGAUAACUUCUGGAAGGACAAGAAGAAGUACCUGGACAUCAUCCACAGCUACAUGGAGGUCCACGCCACCGUGCACGGCACCAGCACCGUGCACCUGCCGAGCUACGUCAAGAACCACGGCAUCCUGAGCGGCCGAGACCUGCAGUUCCGUCUUCGGGAGACCAAGCUGUUUGUAGGUCUGUCCUUCCCCUACGAGGGUCCCGCCCCCUUAGAGGCCAUCGCCAACGGCUGCGCCUUCCUCAACCCCAAGUUCACCCCCCCGAAGAGCAGCAAGAACACGGACUUCUUCAAAGGAAAGCCCACGCUGAGAGAGCUCACCUCCCAGCACCCGUACGCCGAGGUGUACAUCGGUCAGCCGCACGUGUGGACGGUGGACAUCGAGAACACCGUGGAGGUGGAGCGUGCCAUCCGCUCCAUCCUCGGCCAGAAGAUCGAGCCCUACCUGCCCUACGAGUUCACCUGCGAGGGGAUGCUGCAGAGAGUCAACGCCUUCAUCGAGAACCAGGACUUCUGUCAUGGUCAGGUCAUGUGGCCCCCCCUCAGUGUCCUGCAGGUCAAGAUGGCCGAGCCGGGACAGACGUGUAAGCAGGUGUGUCAGGAGGCGCAGCUCAUCUGUGAACCGUCCUUCUUCCAGCACCUGAACAAGGACAAGGACCUGGCCAGGUUUGGAGUGGACUGUCAGACGGUGGAGUCCAGCGCCGACACGGUGGUCCCGGCCUACAGCGAAACGCACCGCCACUGCGUCUUCCAGUCAGACCUGCUGCUGUUCAGCUGCGCGGGGGCGCACCAGUCGCUGCGGCGCGUCUGCCCCUGCCGCGACUACAUGAAGGGCCAGGUGGCGCUCUGCAAGGACUGCCUAUAGCGCACAGGCAUGUGCAAGGAGGAAAGAAACAUUCAUUUAUUCUUCAUAUUUAUUACUCCGCCCCCCCCCCAAAC